GAAGAAUUAGAAGAAGGAAAUCAUCAAUCAAUAUGUUAAUAAUGAAUAAUAAAAUAAAAUGGAAUAUAAAAUGGAUGUACCCACGUUAGGUACAUACCUGCGCUGAGGGACCUUGUACACAUUAUCAUCGCAUACGGCCCUAGCGCGUCAUCGUGAGCGCAACACGGCCCCCCUCAUAUGCGCAAAAAUCAUGCGUGGCAGUUAGCCGGCCGGUAUUAACCUGUAACUGGUGCAAGAGCUAACGAAACUCGGCACGUGCUCGGCACGUUGUAACAGUCACGGUGUUGACGAGCGAUUCAAACUGUUUUGUGAACGAGAAGACACGUGGGCUGUUUCUACCUAUGCAGGUGUAAUUUAAGCAAAGUCAUGGCGCAAUCCAAAAAUUAUGUCAUUGUAGAGUUUGAGGAUGGAAUUCAAUUGAUAGCGAGUAAUUGGCUAAUUGAAGAGACCAUGGAAGCUUACUGGCCUAAUUUUACAACGAUGAAUCGAUAUUACAAGGCUGUGCAAGUAUUGGAACCGAUUAAAGAUUCGUGGAAGUUGUUCAAAGUAAAACGUAUACUGGCCAAAACUUAUAACUAUGAGAAAGGAACAAAAAUUUUAAAAGAUGCGGAAAUAUUUUCCGAUCUCAAUUCGGAUGUUGAUGAUACAUGUCUAAAAUUGAGACGAAGAACACAUGCUCGCUUAGUAUAUUCUGAUAGCGAUGAUGAGGAGUCGGGUAUGGAAAAUAACAGUCGAUCCAAAAUUCCUCCUCUUCCCAAGCCCUAUGUGAGUGAACCAUUCAUUCCACCGCAAAAACUGAUAAAAAACAGCAAAGCAUCAGCUGUUACUUCAAGGAAAAUGGGAUGUCACGAGCCAUUGAACAAUAACAACUCAGAUUUCGAGGAUGCGGAAAUCCAUUGCCCCAAGCAGACUGGCAAAUAUCUUAAUAUCCAAGAGCACUCAGAAGACGAUGCUGAAUCAGAAUGUUCACUUGCUACAAACACACUUGCAACGGCAACUCUUCCACAUACUAACAAUACAGCGUCAAUCAAUCCUAAACAACAUAACAGUAAUCCACAAGUUACACACGCACAUAGGGAAAUGCCAGCCAAGAAAGUAAUACAACCCAAAAAUGUUGAUCCAGAUUUGGAAAGCUGUAUGCGGAAGACAAAUAUGAAUGAACCUACUAUAUCUCUUGACAAUGAAGAUUUCAGAACUUAUCAACGCUUUGUCAUACGCUCUUUCACUAUGCUGAAAGCCAAAAUCAAUAAUGUUAUUGAUGUUGUGGAGGUGAUGAGUAAGAAGCUAGAUGGUAUAAAAUGUACUGAUAAUAUUCCGGAUGCGAAUCAAGAAGCUGAUAACCUCGAACUUGAAGUCAUGAAUCUUUUCCCAAUUUGCCAUGUAAAAAUGUUGCAAAGAGUAGAAAAAGAAUUAACGAACAAUGCGAUGAAACAAAAAUUGAUGACAGCAUUACUAAAAAUCGGUGGAAGUGAUUACAAAAACACUACCACUAGAUUGAUGGAACGGCUUUUCAGCAAUUAUGUAGCUGAGAAAUUUAGCUGGGUCGGGUCAAAAGGAAAAAGAAUUUUUUCAACACUUCAUUUGUGUCGUGUUAUUCUAGAUGUUGUCGGGAAAGCAUCGACCACAAAUUUGGUCACAGAAGAUAUGAUUGCGAAAGUCAUUAAAGAUUGGUUACGGCACGCGAAGGAACGAUUGUCACGAGAGAAACCGCCCCUAUCUUUGCACACAGAUGCAGAAGAAAACUCCGCCAGAGAACCAGAUGCCGAAGUAGAACUCAACGUUCCUGGAGUAGCUGAAGGGACUGAUUAUUCCAACUAAAAUACACGCACAUACCAAAUGACUGCCUAAAUUGGCAUUACAUGAUGAAAAUAUCUGAUGCUUCUGCGACUGUGAUUAUAAAAUUAAGUGGCACAUUUCUAUCCGUCUGCUGGUUGGAUGGAAAUAAAGCUAAUGCCUUUUAAGUAUUAUUAUCCUUUAAGUUCGACAGCGCUUUAAACAGCGGUUCAAAUACUAUA
Molecule: messenger RNA, 2015 nt
Organism: Neodiprion virginianus
Lineage: Eukaryota; Metazoa; Arthropoda; Insecta; Hymenoptera; Diprionidae
Exons: 8
Coding region: 367-1818 (483 amino acids)
Source: RefSeq, a predicted model, not a curated record